Messenger RNA from Frieseomelitta varia, 2910 nucleotides. RefSeq names its product polypeptide N-acetylgalactosaminyltransferase 2 (gene Pgant2). The transcript is spliced from 10 exons. Gene Ontology annotation, cellular component: Golgi apparatus. Lineage: Eukaryota; Metazoa; Arthropoda; Insecta; Hymenoptera; Apidae. The record is from RefSeq and is a predicted model, not a curated record. Bases 150 to 1676 code for a protein of 508 amino acids.
AUCCUCGCUCGAUCUAAUCUCAAGUAGCAACUACUGAUCCAGUGUCGCUCAACGAGAAUAGAGCCCUGCGAUUGAAAGAGCCUGCAUCGCUGGCUCUCUCCGCUGGAAACUCUGGUAGCUACGUGGACCCAGAUGGCACCGCCAUCGUGAUGUCCUCCGAGCUGCUUCCUGCACCCACUCCGGAUCCAAGGGUGACGUGGAACUACUUCGACGAGCAGGGGUAUGUUUCGAGAGGAGGACUGCGAGCAGGAGAGGAUCCAUAUGCUAGGAAUAAAUUCAAUCAGGAAGCCUCCGAUGGACUUCCCAGCAAUCGCGAUAUUCCUGAUACACGCAGUGCAAUGUGUCGAAUGAAACAAUGGAGAAGAGACUUGCCGCCAACGUCCGUGAUAAUCACGUUUCACAACGAGGCGCGAUCGACGCUGCUCAGAACGGUCGUCAGCGUUCUGAACAGAAGUCCAGAGCACCUGAUAAAGGAGAUUAUAUUGGUGGAUGACUUCAGUGAUCAUCCGGAGGACGGUGAAGAGCUAUCGAGGAUACACAAAGUGCGAGUGAUACGCAACGAAAAGAGGGAGGGCUUGAUGAGGUCGAGGGUGCGAGGCGCGGAUGCAGCAACCGCCAGCGUGUUAACGUUCCUUGACUCGCAUUGUGAAUGCAACGCCGACUGGCUGGAGCCGCUUUUAGAGAGGGUGGCUGAGGAUCCUACGAGGGUCGUCUGCCCCGUCAUUGACGUCAUAAGCAUGGACACUUUCCAAUAUAUCGGCGCGUCGGCCGAUCUAAGAGGUGGUUUCGACUGGAGCCUGGUCUUCAAGUGGGAAUACCUGAGCCAAACGGAAAGGCAAGCGAGGCAAAAGGACCCUACGCAGGCGAUUAGAACGCCAAUGAUCGCCGGUGGUCUCUUCGUAAUCAACAAAGCGUACUUCGAGAAACUGGGCAAAUACGACACUCAGAUGGACGUAUGGGGCGGCGAGAAUCUCGAGAUAUCGUUCCGUGUGUGGCAGUGCGGCGGUAGCCUGGAGAUUAUUCCGUGUUCGCGCGUCGGCCACGUGUUUCGAAAACGUCACCCGUACUCGUUCCCCGGAGGCAGCGGGAACGUUUUCGCCCGGAACACCAGACGAGCCGCCGAGGUGUGGAUGGACGAUUACAAACAGUUCUACUACAACGCGGUACCUCUGGCGCGCAACAUACCCUACGGAAAUAUUCAAGACAGGAUGGAGCUGAAGCGGAAAUUGCAUUGCAAGCCCUUCAGCUGGUAUCUGAAAAACGUAUAUCCCGAGCUGGUUAUACCGACGAGCGAGGGUGGCCCCGGUGGAUCGUUGAAACAGGGUACAGCAUGUCUGGACAGUAUGGGCCACCUUCUCGAUGGGAACGUGGGUCUUUACCCGUGUCACGACACCGGUGGUAACCAAGAAUGGGGCCUGACGAAGGACGGUCUCAUCAAGCACCACGAUCUCUGCCUAACGCUGCCGGUGUACGCGAAAGGCACGACGCUGUUAAUGCAAAUCUGCGACGGUAGCGAGAACCAGAAAUGGAGGCACCUGGAGGGUGGCCUGAUCCGCCAUUCGAGGAUCCCGGUGUGCGUGGACUCGAGAUAUCACGCGCAAAGGGGCAUCACCGCGGAGAAAUGCGACUCAAACGCCGAGACGCAAAGGUGGCAUCUUUACAAUAACAAUCACUAGCUCCCAAGGACCACCAGUGUCUCGUGAAGACCGCGGUGUCGUCGUCACUCACGAAGGACCGAGCGAGUGCGGUAUCUGAUCAGAAGAGGGAGGGUCGAUCUAAUCAGGGAGAGCGAUCUGAUCGAUCCGAGAUCGAGGCUGCUCAAUCGAACCCGACGAUGAUUUACAUCGGGGGUUUCGCUGCUCCGUGAGAAAGAAAGGAGAAGACCUUGACGAAGCGCGAACGCGAAGAACUAUCUAAAUCAGAAGGGUGAUAUAUCGGUCCGAUGUACUCGUAGAUAUAAUGAGACUGUUUGGAGGAAUGUUUGAAAUUGGAAUUGAAUUCCUGUAUUUUGAGGUUUCACGACGGAGAAACAGGUUGUCUUUUUUUUUUUUUUGUUUCACUUUGAGUAGAAAGUGAUACGAAAGUUUGACAAGUUCACAAGUAUGAGGAAUUGAUUUUGUGAUUAAUGGACUGCGGAUGUUUAUGCGUCCUUGAGAAAUGUAAGGAAAUUUAUACAUAUACAUAUAUAUUAAGUAAUGAUUCUUUGAAAGAAAGUUUUUUAAAAUAAAUAUUAAUUACAGCUAAAAAUUGUGAAAUUGCACGAAUAUCCGCAGCCUAGCAAUGAACAAAGACUACGUCUAGGCUUUUCUUUUUUUUAUAUAUAUAUUUUAAUUGAUCAGUGUUACGUAAAACGAGAGUUUGUCCUAGUCGACGAACGGUUCAUUUCGAAGGGCUGUUUCAUUCCGGUGCACUUACGUUAACUUCGAUGAUCUCAAGUGGAAUCAUUUCUGAAACUACACUGCGCGUAGAACGAAAACGAAAAUGUUACAACCACGUAAUUUUAAGCGAACUCUCGACUCGUUUACCCCGUUUGAAUAUCGUUUAAACAAACAUCGAAACGUUCACAAAUUCUCAUUCGAUCGACGCGCGAUUUAUUGUUAACGACUGAUUCAUCAGCAUUGUCCCCGCAAGAGUGAAACGAAAAUAAUGAAAAGAAACGAAAUUGUAGCUUUUUAUCAAUUCCCCUAUUUCCAUGGCCUUAAACAGCGAAUAAAAAGGCAAAUAUGCUAUUUCCAGAUCGACCAUUAAUUUUUUAGCACACGAUACACACACACGUACAUAAACACACGCAUGAUAUGGCGCGUCGAUAUCGAUUUGUGUCCCCGAUCGAGCUAUAGAUCGCGAGGCGAAUCGGGUGCUUCUCGAUCCAAAGACAUGCUACCAUUCUCACAAAGAGAUUUAUUUUUCUAU